UACGAGGCACACCUGAAGGCAGCAGACCCGUUGCAUGGACGAUGGUGAUAAACCAAACGAAACUUAACUUUUCGGGCGGGUUGUCGGCGUUUCUAAACAAGGUUUGCGGUGGAAACCGGUACUCGUAAAUAUUGUAUCUUUCAGAAGAAAGUCAGCUUCACAGCACACAUCAUUAUGGCACAUUACAGAGCUCCAGACUCCAAAAGGGAGCAGUUUCGCAGAUAUUUGGAGAAAACUGGUGUUGUGGACAGUCUUACUAGUGUUCUAGUGGCUUUGUAUGAACAACCUGAAAGGCCCACCAAUGCCCUGGAAUUUGUGCAGCAGCAUCUCUGUGCUGCCGCUCAGACUUUAGCAGACGCUGAGGCUCUGCAGCAGGAGGUGAAUGACUUAAGGCAGAGGUGUGCACGUCUGGUAGAGGAAAACAAAGACCUCAAAACAAAGCUGCAGCAAUAUGAACCUGCAUCUGAAGAUGGCGCCACAGCUGACUAGACCACAGCAGUGCUUUGGCUGAAAUAAUGUAGUUUUUGUUUUUGUCACUUUCAAGACACAACAACACUGUUAAGUGAAGGCCGAGAUUUUUUUAGGUACCUGCUUUUGUAAAUCUUACUUUCUGUGUUUCUUAUAAUCUAACUUAUUCUGUACAUGUAUGUAAAUAAGUUUGUUUCUUGUUCAGUCUUUAGUAUAACUUUACUGAGAAAGUGCCCUUGUAUACAACCGCAUGAGUCAGUUCUUUAGACGUGGGACGUGUUAUUUUUUUGAGGGGUCUAUGAAAGAAAAUAACCAAUGUCUGAUUAUACUACUGUCAAUUUUAUUUUUUUGGCAUAACAAAGACACACUUACACUUUGUUUCUUAAGGUCUGGUUUCAGUAAACAGCUGUGUGGGGAGAAAAAGCAAAAAUGUAAGUCACCAGUAAAAUAAAGCACAGUCUUGUGAUUAUUGUUGUAUUGUUGAUUAAACCAAUUUCAAAAGA
Messenger RNA from Epinephelus moara (kelp grouper), 971 nucleotides. Its product is annotated as c-Myc-binding protein-like. Gene Ontology annotation, cellular component: nucleus. Lineage: Eukaryota; Metazoa; Chordata; Actinopteri; Perciformes; Serranidae. The transcript has 5 exons. The record is from RefSeq and is a predicted model, not a curated record. Bases 175 to 489 code for a protein of 104 amino acids. Gene Ontology annotation, molecular function: transcription coactivator activity. Gene Ontology annotation, biological process: regulation of DNA-templated transcription.